Aspergillus viridinutans is the source of this 1359-nucleotide messenger RNA. RefSeq names its product DUF409 domain protein. The transcript has 3 exons. Gene Ontology annotation, molecular function: alpha-1,6-mannosyltransferase activity; GPI mannosyltransferase activity. Gene Ontology annotation, biological process: GPI anchor biosynthetic process. Bases 1 to 1359 code for a protein of 452 amino acids. Lineage: Eukaryota; Fungi; Ascomycota; Eurotiomycetes; Eurotiales; Aspergillaceae. Gene Ontology annotation, cellular component: mannosyltransferase complex; endoplasmic reticulum membrane. The record is from RefSeq and is a predicted model, not a curated record.
AUGUCGUGGUCAUUCCGAAUUUCUCUUAAUCGCCCCUAUAAAUCAUUACUGGCUGUCUUUGGAUUCUGGAAAACUCUUCUACUUCUCCUGGCUGUCUUCAGUCCUGGCCGUGGUUACGACACCUCCACCACGCUUCGGUUGAACCGAAAUGCAACCAAUGAAGACGGCGAUGGACCAUUCAUAGCGAGCUUGCGUCUGGUUUCCACCAAGCUGACCAGAUGGGACGCUAUUUAUUUCACCGAGGUCGCAAGCCGGGGCUAUAUUUUCGAGCAAGAAUGGGCAUUCGGUUAUGGAUUCACCAAGCUCAUCAAUUUCUUUGCCAAUGCUCUCCAACAGACAGGCGCCGUAGACUGCGCAUUCAGGGAGCACAUCGCCGGUAUUAUCAUAGCUCAUGCAGCUCAUGGCCUGUCGGUGCUGGUUCUCUACCGUCUAGGAUGUGCCAUAUUUUCCGGAAGGCAGGGCCGCAUGCUCGCAUUCGUCGCGGCGUGUUUACAUAUAUUCUCACCUGCUGGACUUUUCCUUUCGGCUCCGUACGGGGAGAGUACUUAUGCUUUCCUGAGCUUCACAGGCUACUUUCUCUUCGUUCAGAGCUUCAGUCUAUCAGGAGCCUCCACGCUCAAAGAUGCUCUCAUACCACUAGCGGGUAUACUGUGCGGAUUAGCCACGACUAUUCGCGGCAAUGGUAUCCUCAACGGCCUGCUGUUUCUCGAGGAAGCAAUCAGACUGCUGUAUUCCAUGACCAGGGGCGUCACCUUUGCAAAGUCUCGUCGGCUACUCGCCGUUGGCAUAGCCGGUGUCUGCACCGCUCUUGGUUUUGUGGUGCCGCAAUACAUUGCUUACCGGGAUUUCUGCGUCAAUUAUCCAUAUACGCACGAUGAAGAACCAAGGAUUUGGUGUCGUAGGAGUCUUCCAUCUAUCUACAGCUUCGUCCAGGACCAUUAUUGGAACAAUGGGUUUCUUCGGUAUUGGACUGUGUCCAAUAUCCCCCUGUUCGCCUUGGCCAGUCCAAUGCUAGCGAUCAUGACGUAUUCUGCCCUUUGGACUCUCGACGUCGAGUCAGGCAGACUGACAGGAACAAGCCGCGUGUUGCGUAGCCUGGCGGCUCCCCAGCUCAUCCUGGCCAUCCUGACAUUCGCCAAACACCAUGUUCAGAUCAUUACGCGCAUGGCUUCGGGCUAUCCCGUGUGGUAUUUCUGGAUCGCGGAUCUUCUCAUGAAGGAGUACUCCUCGGUCCGUCUGGACAAGAAGGAGGUUGGGAGUCAGAAGCAGCGCUCGUAUGCGAACCUGGCAGUCACCUAUAUGAUUUCCUAUGCUGCUGUUCAGGGUGUCCUUUUUGCUUCUUUCUUACCGCCGGCAUGA